Molecule: messenger RNA, 700 nt
Organism: Jatropha curcas
Lineage: Eukaryota; Viridiplantae; Streptophyta; Magnoliopsida; Malpighiales; Euphorbiaceae
Gene: HB1
Product: hemoglobin 1
Molecular function (GO): heme binding; oxygen binding
Source: RefSeq, a predicted model, not a curated record
GCAAAUAGUUAACCAACACCAUAAUCAAAGUCACCAUCUAAUUAAAUAUCGUAGUUCUAAAAUUAAAGGCCAUGAGUAGCUUGGAAUGCAAAGGUUUUACAGAAGAGCAAGAAGCUCUGGUAGUCAAGUCAUGGAAUGUAAUGAAGAAAAAUUCUGCAGAAUUGGGUCUUCAAUUAUUCUUGAAGAUAUUUGAGAUUGCACCAUCAGCACAGAAGAUGUUCUCAUUCUUGCGAGACUCUAAUGUUCCUCUUCACCAAAAUGCGAAGCUUAAGCCCCAUGCCAUGUCUGUCUUUAUCAUGACUUGUGAAUCAGCAGUUCAACUAAGGAAAGCUGGCAAAGUUACUGUUAGAGAGUCUAGCUUAAAAAAAUUGGGAGCUGUCCACUUCAAAUAUGGAGUUGUGGAUGAACAUUUCGAGGUGACAAAGUUUGCCCUAAUGGAGACAAUAAAGGAAGCUGUACCAGAAAUGUGGUCAGCAGAAAUGAAGAAUGCUUGGGGUGAAGCUUAUGACCUGCUGGUUGCUGCCAUUAAGACUGAAAUGAAGCCAUCCACAUAGGAAAAUGUCUCUCCUUAAAUUCUGAUAAAUUUUGUUUUAUUAGAACAUUAAUUAAGAGUAAUUAAUUAUGCUAGUCUGUAAUUGUAUGUGCUUUUACAUAGUUGUUUCUACAUGUCACUGUAAUGAAAUAAUUGAUGUUGUUUUCA